AUAUGAUGCAACUUAAUUAUUUAAGUUUUACAAGACGCUAUUAAUUGAAACUGGUUCAUGUUCACACUGUGAUACAACUAACGCAUCGCUCUUGGUCACAGCUGGCCACACUGCAUUAUUUCGUCGAAGUAAAUUUUUUUGCCAAUUCUAUUUUCAUAUUUUUGAAUAAAGCAUAUUUAAAGUGAAAUAGAGCGGUUUUUUUAUUAUUGGUGUGAAACAGACAAAUUCACUGUAGUCCAACUCUAUUUUUAGGUACUAGGAACUGAAUUGCUCUUCGCAAAAAGUCCUACUAGUUCCAAUGUCGGCGUCACAACGCGGCUGCGGCAUGAGCAAACAAAUUAAUUUCAACGCUCUCAAAUAGAAGUAGAGCACGUAAAACGAUUGGAAAAACGGAGCUGACCUGCAUCUAAUGUACAGUAGCUGAUCCAUGAGGCAUCAUUACUGUCAUGUCUAGUUCGGUAUUUAGCGAAACGCCCAGUGCCCGACCAAAUGGCGCCGAUGGAGAUUCCAAUCUGGUCGUGGUAUACGCCAAGAAUGGCAUCUCAUUUGACGAGCGUGCCAUUGAAAAUAUUAUGGAGGAAAAAUCAAUUGCAAGCAUUAGUGUUGUGCGGCUUACAUCACCUACACCAAGCAUGGUCGAUCAAGAGGAAACCGAACGCCUGGAGGAGCUGGAGCGUUUUUUGGAAAUGACAUCAGAUCGUGAAGAAUCCGAUAAGGAGACAGAUAACGAAAGCCAAAGCGGCUGUGAUGAAUUGAUAAGCGAAAAAGAUCAUGUUACCGGCGAUGACAAUGACAACACCGGUUGCGAAAACAAUGGUGACUCCACGGAAACGGAAGCCGAAGUACCGAAAGUUAAGAAGCGCCCCGGUCGCAAGCCCAAAGCGCCAAAAAAACAGAAAAAGCGCCGAAAACCUAAAGAACGCCCACAAAUUGUAGGCCUUAGUGUCGAACAAUUCUACGCGGAAAACACAGCCGAUUUGGUGGUAAAAAAUGCUCUGAAACUGGCGGGGCUAUCUAUAUUCAAACGCACAGCAGAAACAGAUGCUCUUUUGGAGAUUAUUCGAAAUGAUCACAACUACACGCCAUUCACCUCGCCUGAGCAAAUGAAAGCAAAAAAGACUGCAGAAAAGGUGAUUAUAGAAAGGCAAGGACGUAAAUUUAUCGUGCAAACCCAAUCCAAUAUCAAGAUGUUGAGCGCUAAGAAGCGAGCCCAAGUAGUGCCUUUAAAUCAAGUGCAAACAACAACGCAACAACCACCCAGGCACCAACAACAACUGUCUAAGCAACAACAACAAAUGCAACCGCAUAAGCUGCCCAAGCAACCAUCGAAUUUGCAUAGGCAGCAGUUACCUAACCAGCUGCAGCAGCCUCUAGCAACAGCAUCUAAACAGCAGCAGAUAAUGUUGGCGGGCCCACGAUUGGUUCGUAAUACUGCCAAAAUUAUAAGACCUCCAGACGACUUCGUAGAGGAUGACGAAGACGCAAAUAGCUCAGCUGAUGAAGAGAAUGCUGAUACAGAGGAGCUAAGCGAACCAAGUGAUGCUUCCCGGGAAACAGACAAUGAUCGGGAUAGUGAUAUUGAUUUCAAAAUGAACAACAGCCGUAACUCGAACAAACGCAAACGUCUGAAGAAGUUCUCCAAACGAUCCAAUACGCAGUCUGCACGUGGGCAAACAGUAAAUACACCGAAGGUACCUCAACAACCAACACAGUCACAAUCUCCAUAUCUAAAACGGCGAAAGGAGCAAACAGAUGGUAAUUCGACCGCACCAGCUAUAGGACAGAUUGUUCAGUUCAAUACAAAAGCGCCACCCUCAGUGAUUGCAUUGGGUCGUGGCGUAUUUAGCACAUCCUUUUUAAAAAUGCUGCCCUCACACAAAUCACUACCUCCAAAAACUGCAUUAUCCCCUGAGGUAAAUAGGAUAAGUGCCUCUUCAGUCGCUACUAAGCUGCGCAGAACACCAAUUGUCCAGUUGGGUCGUGUGGUGAGUGUGCCACCGGGCGGAUUUGUGACGCCGCCUCAAGAUGUUAAAGAGAUUGUUAUAAAUAAGAAUCUGUCAAGCCCUAAAGGUAUAUUUACAAAUCUGAACAGUUUGCUGGCUGAGAAUAACAAUACGACAAUGAUGACAUCAUCACCGGAUAAAAGUAAACAGCCCAUCGAAAAUACACCUGCCACUCCUAAGCCCAGUUUAAACACGCAUUCAAAUUUGGCAUCGACAUCGCCAUCUUGCAAGGGUUUCAUGCCCAUCGGCGUGGAUACUGCGUCCUCUCACAAGUUACCUGCUCAUAUUGUCAUCGAAACACAUCAGAGCUCCUCAGAGCUGGCAGCCGAAAAUGAUAAACAACUUGAUCUCAUUGACUCUAUUGUGCAGGAUGAACUGUUAAAGUCAUCUUUGGUCGAGAAACCGCCAGAUACAGCAGAUGAGAAUAUACCCAAACUGGUUAAAAUGCUGGAGAGCAGCGCUGCGGGUCUGAAUCAAGGACCGGAAUCAGUACUAAACCCUCUUAAUGUUCCACAACAGAAUUUCAGCUCUCACCUGGUAGGAAAUGCUUCUGUAGAUAACAUUGACAUAGCCAGCGACCGAUUGCUAGAAGCUGCAGACGAGGAUGAAAUCACAGCUGAUUUCCUGCAACAUGUGGUUGGCCUCAUAGAGGAGGACAAGCAAUUCGAGGCCGAGGUGGUUAAACAGGUGCUAGCUAGCACAGAAACUGGUGGCCUAGAUGCAAUUGCAAAUGCUGUGACGCAACCAAUCUUCGAUGUUGCCAAUCAGUUGCCAACUGUUCCUCAGCCGUUGUGCAAUGAUUUCCCAGAGAGUUCUUUGGCCAAUUUGCCUAUGGCAUCCAGUACUCCAGCGCGUACAAUGGAGACGCUAACCUUCACAUCACGCCCUGAGACGAAAGUUGUGCGAGGCAAUGGGCGUGUAAUUUAUCUGCCACCAAUCGAAGCACCUACAACCCGGGCCAAGCGUCGAGCUCAGAUCUUUCCUGUGACAGCCACAAACUUGUCGGAAGUUAACAACACAUCGCUUACAGAACCAACUCUCGAUACCAGCCAAUUAACCAGCUGCAGUUUGGAUAGUGACAGCUUUUCGUCGCAACUUGCCGGGACGGAAAGGCAACAGCUGACUAGGGAUCUAGCUGGCAGUGUCAGGAGGCCAAGAAGAUCAAAUAAGCUAAAUGCCAGCAGUGAAGUCAAUGAUCCGCCAGGCUCAGAAUCUCAAGAGGACGAUGAUGAUCCAAAUAAGUUGUGGUGUAUCUGUCGUCAGCCGCACAAUAACAGAUUCAUGAUAUGCUGCGAUCUUUGCGAGGAUUGGUAUCACGGCACGUGUGUCAGCGUCACAAAGGCCAUGGGCCUGGAAAUGGAGCAAAAGGGUAUUGACUGGAAGUGCCCCAAAUGCGUUAAAAAGCAGGAAGAGAAGAGCCAACCACGUAUUACAGACAUGUUGUUACCCAAGCAAAGUUUGGAACCUCCGGAGUUUGUGACGUUACCCAAGCAACCAAACGAAACCAAAACAAUUGUUGAGCAUCAACAGGUUACGCCCAAGCGAUCUCUGCCCGUUAAUACGUCAUUGAUGACAUCGUCACCCUCGCCCUCAACCACAAGUAGUCCACUUGUAAAGCAACAAAAAAGGCAGUUGCCCACACGACCACAGCCAAAAAUGCAUCAGCAACAACUUCAAUUUAUCAAACUUGGGAGCAGCAGCGUCAUAUCGCCGACAGAUGCAAGCUGCGUGGCAUGCAAACGUCCAGCACGUGCUAAUUCGGUUUAUUGUAGUGAUGAAUGCAUACGAAGGUAUGCACAUACCGCUAUCCAGGCUCAAACAGUGCCCAAGACGCCUGAACCAGCGCAGCAAGCAGCGUUACCAGCUCCACAGCUAGGAAAUGCGCUGGAUGCCAAAAAGAACAAAAAGAAGGAUUUGUUUGAGGAUGUAUUGCGUCAGGCUGACUCUUUGUCGAAGGUUGAGCGGAUAAACGUCUUUGAGCGCCGAAGCGGGCGUGCCAUCACUGGACAUUUGGCGCCCAGUGCUCAUCAGCUAAAGAAAUGGCUGCAGGAGAAUCCCACUUUUGAAGUGGUGCAGCCGGGCAGCCAGCAGGCGGUGGAGAUCGAGAAACGUCAAAACAAGCGUCUGUCGGAACAGUCCACGCCAGAAGUAUCCUCCUCAGCAAAACCGUCUUUGCCAUUGCAAAAGUCAGCAGAAACUCUCAACAGAUCUAUACAGCUAUUGCCAGCCAUGCCCAAUAUAGCAAAAAAGGAUAAGCCUGCCACCAAAACAACGACUACACUUACUCGCUCCCCCGAGAAGAGCACAACGGAAAGGCCUAUGAGUAAAUCCCAGCCUGAGCCAAUACGCCUAAAUGUGCGGCGGACACUUAAAGACCAAUUGGUGUCUAGAAUAAAAGAGGCACAGGCAGCCGAACAGCCAGCAGAAAAGUCAGAAUGGCUGACGGCGGCAGAGGUGGAGAACUUUGUGAAGCGAGUGGAGUCGGAAAUGUAUAAUUCAUUUGGGCAGGAUGUGAGCGCUAAGUACAAGUCUAAAUAUCGUUCGCUUAUGUUUAACAUAAAGGAUCGUAAGAAUAAGACGUUGUUCGAAAAGAUAUGUGCCAAACAAGUUGAGCCUAAGCAGCUGGUGAGAAUGACACCAGCUGAAUUAGCCAGUCAGGAACUCGCCAAGUGGCGUGAGGAGGAAAACCGACAUCAAUUGGAAAUGAUUAAGAAAUCUGAGCUGGAUUUAUUGUCAUGCGCACAAAACUACGUGGUGAAGACGCACAAAGGUGAGGACCUGAUCGAAUCCAAGAUGGAUGUAACACUGCCAGACGAAGAAACGUCAGAGUUGGAAACAAACAAGGUCAAAUUUGAUAACAUCGACAGCAAAAAAGGGUCCCAGUCAAUUGACAACUCGACCACUACAGCCGUUCCCAGUAAAGACCAUGACCACGAGAAACCCUCGACUGUUAGAGAAAAGCCUUCAAAAUCUCGAGAAAAGGCUCACAGCCGAGAGCAUGAUAGAGACAAACGGCAUAAGAGUCACAGGUCCCAUAAUAACCAAAGUGGCGCCAAAAGAAGCCGCAGUCGAUCGAAUAGCCGCGGCCGUAGCCAAGAGAAGCGCAGUCACAAAAGGCACCAUUACGAGCAUGAUGUGGACAAAGAAAAGGAACAGCCGUCACGCGACAAGCAACUUAGCAAAGAGCAUGUCGAAAAAGUGCAAUCCCCAUUGCAGAAAAAACCAACUGAAAAGAAAGUGGAAACUCCUUUAGUUGCCUUUAAUUUAAUUGAUCAAAUACUAGAGUCAGAGAAAACUGUCGAAGAAGCCGCCAAUUUGACACUGCCCGUUAGGGCAACAAAGUUAUUGCCUGUGGCACCAAAGACAGCUGGCAAAGUUGAUGGGCCCGCGCCAGUAUUGGAUAGGUACGCUCGCUAUUUACAGGGCUUCUCCGGCCCACCAAUUUGGACUGGCAAUUUGAAUAUGGUUGAUGUAACGGAUUUUGAUGUGGUUAUUCAUGGCGUACAUGGUAAUACAAACCAACUAGAUAAGCUAUUGCCCAUCAAUUUGGAUGUGAUAGGUCGCAUAACGCGUGUGAAUGUCUGGGAUUAUCUAAAGAAGAUAAAGAAGAGUCCAACCAAGGAGAUUGUUAUUGUCAAUUUGUUUCCUGCCAACGUCUCGAACACUGACAAAUUUGACAGUUUCUUUGAAUAUCUUGAUUCACGUCAGCGUCUUGGUGUUUUGGGGGCCGAUUCGGAGCAGAUUCGGGACUUUUAUAUAUUUCCCUUGGGCACCAAUGACAAGUUGCCCACUGUGCUACGUACGUUGGACAGUGUGCCAUUUUACGAGGACAGCCAACGGCCAAACACGCUGCUAGGAAUCAUUGUGCGCUGCCUGAGCAAACGAUCGGUUAAUUUAAAUCAGUCGCUGCCAUUACCAUUACCCACUGCCAGCAGCAAGACUGUAUCAAACAAAACACGAGUUCGGACAACGUUUACGCCUCCGAGCAGUCCGAAGCGCAAGACUAGUACGCACUCGACGAGCUCCAGAGAUGAUGAGUUUGAUAUUGAUGCUAUUAUCAAAGCGCCCAUUGCAAAGCUGCAAAGCAAAACCGUUUCAAAAGAGCCAAUGGCCAGUAUAGACGAUCCGAAUGCGCCUUAUUCACCCGGUGGCAGCUCUGACGACAAUGAUGACUUGGCCACAUCGACUACAGAACAUAAGGAUUUCGAUCUGGAGCGCAAAGUGGACGAAAUUAAUAAACAAAUCGCUGCUCAGCGCAUGGAAAUCGCUGGUUUGUUAAAUGUAGAGCCUUCGAUUUUAGACAAACCUUCAUCUUCAUCAAAUGUGCUGGCAAGCAUAUCAAUACCUCCUAAUCUGACAAAGAUUUUGGCUAGCAUAAAGGAGAAGGAAUCGAAUGCUAGACCAACAGUGAACGAUGAUGAUGAGUACAAUCCUGAGGAUGCAAUCUCCAGCUGCUCAUAUGACAUGGGAAGUAAAAACGCAGACGGUACGACAAAGACUAAAAGUCGCUUGGCGCAGCUAAGUGAAGCAGAGCUUCUUAGUAUGGUGCCGGACGAUUUAGUGGAUCUAACGCCGACAAAAUCUACCAGACAUGAGGAGCCCCCACCGCCAGGUGUAUAGGCUAAGGCUAAGUUUAA
Messenger RNA from Drosophila hydei, 6640 nucleotides. RefSeq names its product death-inducer obliterator 1 (gene pps). Gene Ontology annotation, molecular function: protein binding. NCBI's taxonomy places the organism in Eukaryota, Metazoa, Arthropoda, Insecta, Diptera, Drosophilidae. Gene Ontology annotation, cellular component: nucleus. The transcript is spliced from 12 exons. The record is from RefSeq and is a predicted model, not a curated record. Bases 447 to 6623 code for a protein of 2058 amino acids. Gene Ontology annotation, biological process: DNA-templated transcription.